Apis laboriosa (Himalayan honeybee) is the source of this 2072-nucleotide messenger RNA. RefSeq names its product excitatory amino acid transporter 3 (gene Eaat1). NCBI's taxonomy places the organism in Eukaryota, Metazoa, Arthropoda, Insecta, Hymenoptera, Apidae. The coding region runs from base 511 to 1929 and encodes 472 amino acids. Gene Ontology annotation, molecular function: glutamate:sodium symporter activity; L-glutamate transmembrane transporter activity; neutral L-amino acid transmembrane transporter activity. Gene Ontology annotation, biological process: L-glutamate transmembrane transport. The record is from RefSeq and is a predicted model, not a curated record. Gene Ontology annotation, cellular component: plasma membrane. The transcript is spliced from 10 exons.
AUGUUGAGGUAAAUAAAAUACACGCGGUUUCGUAAAUCGCGUAUAUGUUGUGCGCGCGCGUUCACCGUAGGAUCUCCAGUUAUAUAGCAUUGGAAUAAAAACAACGAGGAGGGAGGACGUAUAGCCGGAGUUCGGUGAAAGGGGGCAAAAGAACGGCGGGGCACAGAGAAAGAUAAAAAGAGAGAAUGGAAAAGAGAUAAAAUACGAAAUGAAAAAGGUGAUGGAGAGGGAAAGAGAUAGUUGAUUUCUGACACACACGUUACAUCCGAAUGAUGCGAAGGGCUCUGUUCUCAUGAGUUAGCCGGUACUUCUCGAGAACAGCGCAACGAUAGUACGACGAUUGCGCUCGCGGGAAGAACGACUUUUCGCGUACUCUAAAUCGGAACGUGUUCAGCAUCCCAAUUCAAAAAUUAGUAGGCACACAACGUGAUUCGAUCGCAUUGUUGCGCGCAGUUUCUUUUAUCGACGAUCACGAUUGUAUAUAGAUCCAAUUUAUCAGAAUAAAAAGAUAUGGCACAUCCAAAAAAAUGGAAAAGUUGCAUGUCAGAAAAUAUGCUGACAAUGCUUACUGUAAUCGCCGUUGUAAUAGGUGCUAUUCUUGGUUUGAUUUUAAGAAAUGUGAAAGAUGAACCGUGGACAAAGCGCGAAAUUAUGUACAUUCAAUUUCCGGGGGAUAUUUUUCUUAGAAUGUUAAAAGCACUUAUAUUGCCUUUAAUCGUCGCUAGCAUUAUUAGCGCGAUCGGCGGCUUGGAUCUUAAUUUAUCCGGAAAGAUUGGUAUAAGAUCGAUUUAUUAUUAUGCUUCAACAACAAUAUCUGCUGUAAUUCUUGGCAUAAUUUUAGUCUUAAUUAUUAGACCUGGAGAGUUCAGUGCAAGUGGUAUGAUUGCAAAAGAGAAUAUAGCACCAACUAAAGAUAUUACAACCACAGAUACAAUAUUAGAUUUAAUUAGAAAUGUGUUUCCACCAAAUCUUGUACAAGCUUGUAUUGCUCAGUAUCGUACUGUAUUAAUAGAGCCUAAAAAUAAAACAGAAGUAAGUAACAUUCAAGAUUGGGAAAUAUCUCAUAAAUAUGCAGAUGGCACAAAUACUUUAGGCUUAGUUAUAUUUGGAAUUGUAUUUGGAAUAGCUCUUAGUAAAAUGGGUGAACCAGGAAAACCACUUUUAAAUUUUUUUGAUACUUUAUCUGAAGUAUCUAUGAUUAUUACUAAAUGGGUUAUACGAAUAUCUCCAGUUGGUGUGCUUUUUCUUGUUAUAUCAAAACUUUUAGAAAUUGAAGAUAUUGGUGCUAUUGCUGGACAACUAAGCUUAUAUUUUAUUACAGUAUUAUUAGGUUUGGUUAUUCAUGGGUGUGGAACACUUUCUCUUAUAUUUUUCAUUUGUACUAAACAAUUGCCAUUUAGAAUGAUAGCUAAAAUGAGUCAAGUUUUAGCAACUGCAUUUGGUACUUCAUCAAGCACUGCUACACUGCCAGUAACAAUACAGUGUUUAGAUAAUAUAGGUGUAGAUCCUAGAAUUACAAGAUUUGUUGUUCCAAUUGGUGCUACUAUUAACAUGGAUGGAACUGCAUUAUAUGAAGCUGUUGCAGCAAUAUUUAUAGCUCAAGUUAGAAAAAUUCCAUUGUCUUUUGGCAAUGUCAUUGGUGUUAGUAUAACGGCAACUGCAGCAAGUAUAGGAGCUGCUGGCAUUCCACAAGCUGGUCUUGUUACAAUGGUUAUGGUAUUAGAUACUGUAGGUUUACCUGCUGAAGAUGUAACACUUAUUAUUGCCGUAGAUUGGCUUCUGGAUCGUUUUCGUACGACGAUAAACGUUAUAUGUGAUGCACUUGGAGCUUAUGUUGUUGAACAUUUGAGUAAAAAAGAACUUGAAGCAAGUGCAAAUCUCCAAGAAGAAACAAUUGAAUUAGCCAGAGUGAGAAAAACAGAAGCAUAAAUUUUUUAACACUUAUUUUUUUUGUUACUUCAAAUUUGCCAUGAUAUAUGAACACAAUUUUAGUGUUUAUAUUUUUUUAUAUACUUUAUAACCAAUAAUUUGUACUAAUUGUAUAUUCAUGUUGAUUCAAAUUUUAAUUUAUA